Messenger RNA from Labrus mixtus (cuckoo wrasse), 2335 nucleotides. RefSeq names its product forkhead box D2 (gene foxd2). The record is from RefSeq and is a predicted model, not a curated record. Bases 483 to 1580 code for a protein of 365 amino acids. The transcript has a single exon. Gene Ontology annotation, biological process: cell differentiation; anatomical structure morphogenesis; regulation of transcription by RNA polymerase II. Lineage: Eukaryota; Metazoa; Chordata; Actinopteri; Labriformes; Labridae. Gene Ontology annotation, molecular function: RNA polymerase II cis-regulatory region sequence-specific DNA binding; DNA-binding transcription factor activity, RNA polymerase II-specific.
UAGGAUAGUGUCAGAGUCUGGCUGGAUACCUACCCAACCCCGUGCGUAAAAGACAUUUUGGACAGAUACUUGGAUAUUCAAACGCAGAUUUUUUUUAAAUGAACUACUGGAGAAACUGAUCACAGACGGAAAAAUAACAUCUUAUGAAGUCAACGUCCAGUUUCGUUACAGAUCGACGAUCUUUGACUUUCUUGUCACGCGUAAAAAAAAUAGUUUUAUGCUCGGUGAGGACUCUGCACGGAACUGCACCAACAGCCUCGGAUGACCAGGAGUCGCCAGAUCCAUAGGUCAAAUAGAUAUUUUAUUGUCAAUAGAUUCUAGCCAUGUGUGCAUUCAGUAGUUGAAGCUCAAACUGCAGCAGAAGUCUGUGUGGUAGUUAGAGGGCGAGGGAGAGUGUGCGCGCUCUCUCGCUCAGGAGCCUCGCCGGACCAGAGGAGGAGGACAUUUGGGGGAGAGGAGAAAGAGCAGCGGCGUCUCCAAGGAUGACAUUAGGGACGGAUAUGUCCGACAACUCUGCAUUGUCCGAGGAUGUGGACAUCGACGUGGUUGGGGGUGAUUUAUCGGUUGGAAAGGACGGAAAGUAUAUUCACCACGAGUUUAACUUGGACAAUGACUCGGACGAUAAUUACUCCCAGAACGCAGUCGAGAUGGUUUCCUCCCCCGGGCUCAGCAGCUCCGACUGCCCGUCAGACCAGAUGAGCUCCAGUGCAGAGGUGGGCUCCGUGAUCGGUGAGAAAUCCAGAAAAAGUGCACUUGUGAAGCCUCCCUACUCUUACAUAGCUCUGAUCACCAUGUCCAUCCUGCAGAGCCCAAAGAAACGUCUUACUCUGAGCGAGAUUUGUGAGUUCAUCAGCAACAGAUUCCCUUACUACCGGGAGAAAUUCCCCGCUUGGCAAAACUCCAUACGCCACAAUCUUUCCCUAAACGACUGCUUUGUGAAAAUCCCACGAGAGCCUGGCAACCCCGGAAAGGGCAACUACUGGACCCUCGACCCAGACUCCGCCGACAUGUUCGACAACGGGAGCUUCUUGCGCAGGAGGAAGCGCUUCAAGAGGCACCAAGCGAAUGAAAUCCUCAGGGACUCUGGUGGCUUUUUGGCCGGGUUUGGCUACGGCCCUUAUGGAUACAACUAUGGACUCCAACUGCAGAACUUCCACGCAGCCCACAACCCGUAUCACCCCCAUCACACAGGUGGUUCAUUCCCGUUUCCUAACGCCCCCUGCACCUUGCCUUCAUCCGCCUCAAUAUUCCCUGCGCCACAUCCUCUACCUGCCCUCUUGGGAGCCGAUUUGAGAAAGCCGUUUUAUCCACAACUUAGCCCGUCUUUACCACCUCUCAAAGCGGACUCCAGCACCACGAGUCGGCCUUCUUUCUCCAUUGACAAUAUAAUCGGUGCGGCCAACUCCUCCGCCUCUUCCUACAGCGCGCAGCCGAGCAGCCAGGCGCAGAUCCUGGCUAUGUUGACCCCGGCACUGGCCUCGGCUUCCAACCAUUUGAACCUUUCACAUGACAGCAUAUUACCACCGCAGACUCAGACUUUUACCAGCAAAACCCCCAAUCUGAACACUUGUCCUUUCUAGAAAGAAUGGCGCUGAAACUGUUUUUAUUAAAAACCCAGUUCUGUCGUCGUCCUGUGUGAAGGUAGGCUGGACAUUCUCGGUGAAGUCAAAGUGGGGUUUGUUUCUCCGAAUUUCCUACCAUCGUAAGAUGACAGAAAUGUUUAUUUAUGGUUUGUAAAUAUGUAAAAUAUUGAAAGACAAAAACGAGAGAAACUCUGAGAAGGAUCUACAAUCUGGCAUGAUGUGGCCUUCAGUUGUCAGUGGGAGAAAAGGAAAACAAACAGAUCCUUAAAAAGGGUCACUCGAAUUUAAAAAUAUAUAUAAUUGAGAAUUUCUAUUAUGAUUUCUAUUGUUUUUAUUUUGUGCGUCGUGAGAAACUGGCACUGUUGUUGUUGUUGUUGUUGUUGUUGACAUAGGCUGACAGAGAACAAACUCAGGUUUUACUUAUAAAGCACAUGGAGACAAAAGGGGGAGUUUCUGACACAAAACAAUUCCCACUCUCACCCACCUCCAUCCUCCCCGAGUCUCCUGUACACGGUGAAUUAGUGACAAUAUAAUUUCAUGUUGUCGGUGGACACGUAGGCUUUGUGGUUUUGGGUAUAAAAGAGCUGAUUACCUCUCUCAACCUUUUUAAUUGUUGUUCGUUCUAUUUCGCGACUGAUUCUGUGAAACAUAGUCUGUCAUGUGUUGCCAAUAGAGAGAGACACCUAAAUGUUCAUAGGUCAUUUUUUGUUGUAAUGACAAGAAUAAUAAAUGUUUGUGAAUUUGAAAAACAA